AUGACUUCUCCCAAGUCCUGGGUUGUUACUAGUGGUAUUAACGAUCGUGAUCAAUUAGUAUGCUUGUCUAGAGUUGCCGAGCAGGCUGAACGCUUUGAUGAUAUGGCAGCAGCAAUGAAGGUCGUUACCGAACUUGGUCUUGACCUUAACAACGAAGAACGCAAUCUCCUUUCUGUUGCCUACAAAAACGUCGUUGGUGCCCGUCGUUCCUCUUGGCGAUCACUCCUGGAUUCUUACUUGAUUAAAAAUGCUGGUAGUCCAGAGGGAGUUGUCUUCUACCUCAAAAUGAAAGGCGAUUAUUAUCGCUAUUUAGCUGAGGUACUUGUUGGAACAAAGCGUGAUCAAGUGGUGCAGAGUUCCCAAGACGCCUAUGAAAGUGCAACAGAAAAGGCAAUUAAAGAAAUGCCAUCAACACAUCCGAUCCGCCUUGGUCUAGCACUUAAUUACUCUGUCUUCCACUAUGAGAUAAAAAAUGACCCGGACAAGGCCUGCAGUCUCGCAAAAAAGGCUUUUGACGAUGCCAUUGCUGACAUAGAUACAUUGCGUGAGGACUCCUACAAAGAUAGUACUCUUAUUAUGCAACUGCUUAGGGAUAAUUUAACGUCUUCAUUUAGUUCCGCGGUCCUUCGUGCUACUUAUUUCGCAACUUUAUGUUGGGUUUUCUCAGUGCUGCGUAACUUAAUAUUUUACGUUUUGCUAUUAAGUACUUCAGGUGUCGGUAUUAUCUUGAUGGGAUUUCCACUUUGGUUGUAUCUUUCCGCCUCUUCCGUCAGGUUCGUUCUAAAUGCGCCCUUUGUGAUUCCCUUGUCUGCUAUGGCCGUGAUUGAUGUUCUAGUUAUUACUUUUAUCAUAAUCUUGAUGGCCUGUCCGACAUUUUUGUCUUCGUUACUUCUGGCACAGCACGUUCGUUGCUAUUCGCUCCCCCAGGCGCUAUAUGUGCCUCAUUCUGCUAGUGGAUUUAAUAAACCAAUUGGCAUUAAGGUUAAAUCAUUCUUCCUAUCGACGCUGGUCUCGCCGGAACCCUGGAAGCGCUGUUUGAGUCAGUCAUUUUGCCAUUCCCUGGCGCCCCACCGCGACGAAUCUGUCACUGCUGCCUGCCUCCAUGAAGGACAUGAUAUAUGGCCAGCAUCGAACUAUCAAGGCUUUUUUUCGAAGCUCAGCCCCAUUUUUAAUUAA
Protopolystoma xenopodis is the source of this 1176-nucleotide messenger RNA. The record is from the annotation of a GenBank genome assembly. NCBI's taxonomy places the organism in Eukaryota, Metazoa, Platyhelminthes, Monogenea, Polystomatidea, Polystomatidae.